AUGGAGCUCUGUCCCGGCACAGUAGCUUCACCCGGCCACUACUUCACUCCUCCCCACUGUCAGUUCACUCCACCGAAAGCCAUGAACUCCCUCCUCCGAUCAACCCCCUUAACCAAACGCCUCCCACUCCCUCUCUUACACUCCCACUUCUCCACCACCUCCGCCACUAAACCCAAAACCCCAAACACCUACACCAUCACCACCCCACGUUUCACCCCAACCUCCCCACCCCCCACCAAACCCACCUUCCCUAAACCCACCCAAGUCCCCUUCCAGCCCAAAGUCGCCAACUCCGUCCGCCUCACCGGCCACGUCCGUGCUCCUCUUCAGGUCCAGACUACCCCCGACGGAGCCUUCUGGGCCGCCACCGUUCUCACCGCGUCUUCCUCGGCUAAGUCUCUCCGGAUUCCGAUUGUUUUCGAGGGGGAUUUGGCUCAUGUUGCGAGUUUGCAUGUGAAGGAUGGGGACUGUGUGUUUGUUGCGGGGAGUUUGAGGUCGGAUUUGAAUCAUCUCAAUGCUAGUGAGGGUGAGGCACGUUUACAGGUUAAGGUGCAUACGCUCAACUUUGUGGAGGAAUCUUUUCCACUGAAUAAGAGAUCCAAAGAUGGCAGUGAAGAAAGGAACAUUGAUCACACUGUGGCAGGUGAAAAUGAUGAUAUGAAUGAAUCAUUGAAAGAUCUCCAUCUGUGGAAAGACCUUCUUGCCAAGCCUCAUGAGUGGUGGGCUGUCAGGUCAAAAGAGGGUUCCCCAAAGGCUGCAGCCUUUGAGCGUAAGAGUAAUGGUGAGUUAUGUAUCAUUGAUGAUUCGACUCCUGAAUGGAUCCAGCAUAAGUUAGAAUCCUUGACAUUUGAUCAAAAACCUAUGUCACAUUGUUCUGAAACCAGUUCAAGGGAAGAUGGGAACUCUACAGUAGGUACUUGGGAAGACCUUCUUGAUAACUCAAAACAAUGGAAGGACUACCGUGACCAAAAGCUUAAUAAAUUGGUAAAGGAAAAUCAUCCUGAUUUCAAGCGGAAGGAUGGUGGUCAUUCACUCUGGCUUAACAAGGUGCCAAAGUGGGUUUUGUCAGAGCUUAAAGGCAAAGAGUUUGAUGUUCCAGUUCUGAAGUCCAAACAAGCAAAUGAGGGUAGAGGUGAUAAAUCCUGGAAGGACUUGGUGGAAAACCCAGAUAAAUGGUGGGAUAACAGAUUGCAGAAGUGGAAUGCAAAAGGUCCAGACUUUAAGCACAAAGAAACCGGUGAAGCAUUAUGGCUUACCAAUUCACCAGGAUGGGCGAUCCCCAUGUUACCACCUUUGAAAACACAGCAGAUUCUGACAAACUGACGAUGGGAAUAUGCCUCUUCCUUGAAACAUGCAAGCAGCUGUUAGUGGUGUUAGUAAUUUUUUGGCAAUUACUCUGGUGUUUAUAAGCUUAUUCCAAAUUUGUAUGUCCUCUAUUAGUUUAGUUUCCAGCGUAGAAAAGUAGAACAUACAAAUGACCCCUGCUAUCCCACAGUUGUGCCGUAUGAACGGUUCAUUGAGUUGUAUAUUAAUGAAAUUUUAAUC
This is a messenger RNA of Fragaria vesca subsp. vesca, 1545 nucleotides long. Its product is annotated as protein OSB3, chloroplastic/mitochondrial-like. The record is from RefSeq and is a predicted model, not a curated record. Gene Ontology annotation, molecular function: single-stranded DNA binding. The coding region runs from base 1 to 1323 and encodes 440 amino acids. The transcript is spliced from 9 exons. NCBI's taxonomy places the organism in Eukaryota, Viridiplantae, Streptophyta, Magnoliopsida, Rosales, Rosaceae. Gene Ontology annotation, cellular component: mitochondrial nucleoid. Gene Ontology annotation, biological process: mitochondrial DNA replication; positive regulation of helicase activity.